AUGCCGCACGUCGAUGCCCUCGCUGCCGUCGGCGGCGCCGGGCCUGCGCCUGCGCCUGCCGGUGCUCCCCAGCAGCCUCCACAACAGGGCGGCUUCACCAUGAGCACCACCCAGAAGCUCCUCUUCGGCUUCGCCACCUGGUCCGCCAUGAACUUUGGCGCCAACUAUUUCCUCAAGAAGCCCGUCGGCGGAGCCACCGAGGUCACCGAUUUCCACGGCAAGGUCUACACCGUCCCCGCCAACCUCGGCGGCAUCCCGCCCUACGUCCUCCGUCCCAAGACGCUCGCCGACGGCGCCACCUUUGAUCCCAACCCGGCCCGCAUCGCCCCCAUGUGGCCGCUCGACAGCCACAUCGACAUCAUCGUCACCCUGUCCGACUCGCCCCGCCCCGAGCCCCUCGCCAAGACGCCUGCCGACAAGAUCGUCCUGCGCGAGACCAACUUCCACCUCGGCAACUACAGCGACAAGCGCUCCGCCGACGCCACCUUCACCGUGCCCGCCUCCGUCCAGCACAACGUCACCCUCUGGGGCCACUUCUACCUCGCCCUGACCGGCGAGCAGCCCGACCCCUACGUCGCCGGCUUCGACGUCGCCUCGGCCUACCACUUCGCCUACCCUCUGACCCAGUACCUCCCCAAGAAGAAGGUCUCCAAGACGCGCUCCCUCCUGGACAGCGGCGACGCCCAUGCCGACGCCGCCCAGGACGAGGAGCCCAGCGGCCCCGUCAUCGCCAGCUACUACCACCCCAACAUCACCCUGUCCACGAUCCCCGACUCGGGCGUCCUCGACCACCGCAGCCUGCACCCGGCGACCCGCCACUUCCUGCACCUCGAACCCACCGACGCCCGCGACGGCACCGGCCAGAACUCGUGGUACUACCCCAUGCUCUUCGUCAACAAGUUCUGGCAGCUGCGCACGCACAUGACCCUGCUCAACGACACGGUCACCGAGCUGCCCAUCCACAUUGACCUCGGCAACCUGCGCUACUGGCAGAUGGGCCUCAUGUCGUCCAUCGAGCUGAACAGCAAGGAAACGGCCCGCCAGGCCGCCUUUGGCAACGCCGCCCCCGGCGGCGGCGACGGCACCGAGGUCGAGAUGGUCAAGGAGAUCCUCCUCGACUCCAACCCCUACCUGCUCGCCAUCACGGCCGUCGUCACCGUCGCCCACAUCAUCCUCGAGAUGCUCGCCUUUGGCUCCGACAUUGCCCACUACCGCAAGAAGAAGGACAAUGUCGGCAUCUCGGUCCGCUCCAUCCUCGCCAACGCCUUCAUGCAGGCCGUCAUCCUGCUCUACCUCAUCGACAACUCGGAGAACACGAGCUGGGUCAUCCUCGGCUCCCAGGCCAUGGGCAUCCUCAUCGAGCUCUGGAAGAUCACCACCGUCGUCAACGUCCGCGUCACGACGGCCGACGCCGGCGCCCUCUUGCCCUAUCGCGUCGCCUUUGAGGACAAGCACAAGCUCAGCGACACGGAGGAGAAGACCAAGGAGUACGACGAGAUUGCCUUCAAGUACAUGUACAUGGCCGGCGUGCCCCUGCUCAUCGCCUACGCCGUCUACUCGCUCGUCUACGACGAGCACAAGUCGUGGUACUCGUACAUGAUCGCCACCCUCGUCGGCUCCGUCUACGCCUACGGCUUCCUCAUGAUGGUGCCCUCGCUCUACAUCAACUACCGCCUCAAGAGCGUUGCCCACAUGCCCGCCAAGGCCAUGAUGUACAAGUUCCUCAACACCUUCAUCGACGACCUCUUUGCCUUUACCAUCAAGAUGCCCAUCCUGCACCGCCUCGCCACCUUUCGCGACGACGUCAUCUUCUUCGUCUACAUCUACCAGCGCUGGGCCUACACGACCGACUACUCGCGCGUCAACGAGUUUGGCCAGGGCGGCGGCGAGGACGACGACGAGGCCGACCGCGCCAAGGCCAAGGCCCUGCUCGACGGGGAGGCCCUGCUCGACAAGCAGGCCGAGCCCAUCGACGGCGCUGCGACGCACACGGUGGAGGCCGCCGCCGAGAAGGCCUCGGGGGCCGACAAGGGCAAGGCCAAGAGGAGAAGGUGA
Messenger RNA from Verticillium dahliae VdLs.17, 2055 nucleotides. RefSeq names its product cleft lip and palate transmembrane protein. Bases 1 to 2055 code for a protein of 684 amino acids. NCBI's taxonomy places the organism in Eukaryota, Fungi, Ascomycota, Sordariomycetes, Glomerellales, Plectosphaerellaceae. The transcript is spliced from 3 exons. Gene Ontology annotation, cellular component: endomembrane system; membrane. The record is from RefSeq and is a predicted model, not a curated record.